AUGGUCACACGCAAGCCCGGUAGCCAAACCCUGUCCAUACGAACAGACUCGACCGCCCCGUCCUCGCCCACAUCAUCGCUGGCCGACUUUGAUGCCCCCGACGUCAACAUGGCCAUGACCGACUGCACACCCGCGCCAUUGACCGUCUCAAUACCCAAAAACAUACCCAGUCCCCAAUGCCGGAAACCAAACCUGCAGGAGAUACUUAGCAACACCGCCCCGCCGCCCUACACUCUCACUUCCUUCAUGGCGUUUCUGUCACAGAACCACUGCUUGGAGAACCUCGAAUUCACCAUGGACGCCUCCCGCUAUCGCAAGCACUACUCAAAGAUGGUCAACCGCCAUCCGGGGAGCCCCAUCUCGCCAUUGUCCGAGGAGUGUGGCUACGUGCUGAUGCUCUGGCGUCGCCUCAUUGACGCUUACAUCCGCGAGUCCGGCCCACGAGAAGUCAACCUCCCCGCUGAAGUCCGCGACCAACUCCUCAGCCUCUCCGACUCUUACGUACCACCCCAUCCAUCAUCGUUGGAUAGUGCCGUGGCCAAGAUCAAUGAGCUCAUGGAGGAGAGCGUACUGGUCUCGUUCCUCAACUCAGUCAGCCCACAAAGCGCUCACCCCGCCAGCCACGAGAGCUACGCCGGCAGUAACAUCUCUCGGUCAUCAACUCGCAGCUACGAAGAGAGAAGUCUCCUUUCCCGCUCAUCACAGCCGCCCAUGCCUGCGAAACAACGGGCAUCGGCACCCUCAUCACUCACUUCCGGCUUCAUGGCAUCUCGUCCCUUCUCCCACUCACGCUUUCACUCUCAGCCCACCUCUUCCGGUCAAGCGCCCACCCGUGUAACCUCUGACUACACUAGUGGUAGCGAUGCAUUGACCGACGACUCCGGCAGCGCAAGUAGCCCGUCUGGAAUGAGCGAUCCACUGACCCCUCCUGGCACCCCACCCAUGAGCGACUAUCCCAUGGCCGACUUCCAGCAUGCCUACUACGAGACAGGGUCAAAUAGUGGCACUCCCAGUCCUCGCAACAGCCGAGGAGACCACAACGGUCUUGCCAAUGCUACCAGGGAUAGCUGGAAGCGAGUAAGCAGCAAGCUAUGGCCCAAGAAAAAGAGCGGCAGCCAGCUCCGAGACGACGAACCAGGUGUUGUUGAGGGUGGUCUCUUCUAA
Molecule: messenger RNA, 1164 nt
Organism: Alternaria atra
Lineage: Eukaryota; Fungi; Ascomycota; Dothideomycetes; Pleosporales; Pleosporaceae
Exons: 2
Coding region: 1-1164 (387 amino acids)
Source: RefSeq, a predicted model, not a curated record